AACGUUCUGGCCGCUUCUCGGGAGACGGUGGCCAUUUCCUUCGCGUGUCGUCGGUGAGAGGAGCUCUGGUGGGUUGUGGCGUUCGGCUAUCAUGGCGGAAGUAAUUCAGGAACGUGUAGAGGAUCGACUUCCCGAAUUAGAACAGCUGGAGCGCACUGGACUCUUCAGUCAUGCGGAGAUUAAGGCAAUCAUUAGGAAGGCUUUAGAACUAGAAUACAGAAUACAGCGAAGAAGUCUUUUAAAGGAUGACUUUAUCAGAUAUGUUCAGUAUGAAAUUAAUCUUUUGGAUCUGAUUGAGAAAAGGAGAGCUCGCGUUGGAUAUACAUUUAAGAAGGAUGAGAUUGAGGAUCCUAUAAUACAUCGGAUACAGAGUGUCUUCCGACGUGCAUCAAUUAAGUGGAAAGAUGAUGUUCGACUUUGGCUGUCUUUUAUAGCCUUUUGUAGGAAGUGGGCUUCCAACGUUCACCUUAGCAAGAUAUUUUCUUCCUUGUUGGCCUUUCAUUCGAACAAGCCAGGUUUGUGGAUUUUGGCGGCCAAAUGGGAACUGGAAGACCGCAUUUCUUCAGAAAGUGCAAGACAGUUAUUUCUUCGGGCUCUGCGCUUUCACCCACGUUGCCCGAAACUUUAUGAAGAAUACUUUAGGAUGGAGCUGAUGCAUGCUGAAAAAUUGAGGAAGGAAAAGCAAGAGUUUGAAAAAGCCAACAUGGAUGUGGGGAGUCUCGAGCAUGCUGAAGAAAUCCUUACGGGCGAGUUGGCACGGAUCAUCUAUAAGAAUUCUACAAGUGUAAUUAAAAGUGCAAAAUUUCAUGUGUCACUGCUUUCAAUUGCACGGCUGUUUGACUUUGCCAAAGAUCUGCAAAGAGAAAUUUACAAUGACCUUAAGGCUCUGCACGCAGAUGACCCCGUCACUUGGAACUAUGUGGCCCGGCAAGAAUUAGUGAUUGAAUCACAGCCAGUAGAAGAGCUGCCUACAACCAAACAAGCCAAAGCGAAGGAGAUGGGCCGCCGGGAGGAGAGGUGCUGUGCUGUGUAUGAGGAGGCGGUAAAAACUGUGCCCACAGAGGCUAUGUGGAAGUGUUACAUGAACUUCUGCAUGGAGAGGUUUACUAAGAAGACAAGCAGUCGCCUCCUCAGAAAGAAGAGGCUGGAAAGAACCAUGGUUGCAUUCUGGAAGGCACAUGAGCUCAAACUUUUACCAGAAUUCCAGUACAGGCAGUUGAGCAAGUUGUUGCUGCAUCGCCAGUUGUUAAAGGAAUCCCUGGAGGUGGCAGAUGCUGGGGUGAAAUUGUUCAAAAAAUCAGUGGAGAUGUGGCAGGUGAAGCUGGAGGCCCUGAUUACGUCAGAGAGCCACGAGAUGUCCAAGGGUUUUGAGCAAGCCUUUGAGUACCUGAAACCUCAGAUUUGCCUUCUUCCAUUGUGGCUUACUUGGGCCCAGUGGAGUGAAGAUGCCGGAAAGCAAGAAGAAACUGAAGCAAUCUAUAAGAGAGCUAUCUUUGAUCUCCGAGGAGCUGACUCAGUCCCUGUGAAGGAAAUGUACCUGAAUUGGGCUUAUCGAAGUGGUGGUUACAAAAAGGCCAGAGAUGUGUUUAAAAGUUUACAGGAAAACCGUCCAUUUUCAGUUAAUUUUUUCAGGAAGAUGAUCCAGUUUGAGAAGGAACAAGAAUCCUGUAAGAUGGAGAACUUAAGAGAGUAUUAUGAGAGGGCUUUGAGAGAAUUUGGAACAAAAGAUUCUGAUCUCUGGAUGGAUUACAUCAAAGAAGAAUUGAACCACCCGCUUGGUAGACCUGAGAACUGCGGACAGAUCUAUUGGCGAGCCAUGAAAAUGCUGCAGGGAGAGUCAGUAGAGCAGUUUAUGACUCAACAUGCUUUGUAUCAAGCCGGCCGUUUGUGAAAAGAGGAAGAGCACAGUCACCUUUGUGAAAUAGUGCUAUAAGCCCUCCGGGCAGAUUUGUUUUAUGCAGUCAUCUGCAGUUUGCUGAGAGAGUGUCUGGUUUUGAGGCCUGGUUUAAUUUUGUUGACGUGUUAAUCUUGAAUUCCAGAAAAGAGAGCUGCUGUUUAAUGGCCAGAAGCCAGUUGUUGAGGCCAGACCUAUGGAGAUCCCCAAAUGUUUUUCGGAAUACAUGGAAACGAUGUAACUGAUCUUGUUUUACUACACCUUGUCAGGCUUGAGUAGCUCUAAUCUAGACCUCAGGUUCAGUUAAAAUGGAGAGGAAAAUACAGUUCUGUUUAUUUUCUCCUUAUAAAAGUAUAUGUGGUGUGCAUUUAGUGUAAAAGUAUGGAGGGGACAGUAAUGUUGCAGUCUUGUCAUCUGGACUUAAACUCACUGGUAUGAUUUCCUUUGUUAGAAUUGGAUUUAUACUGUUAGAUCAUUUAUUCAUUCGUUCAUUGAGUCCCUGUCGUGGGCAAGAAAGAAGACAAGCUUUUGGGAUGAAAGUGGGGGUUAAAGGAAUAGAGCUGAUGUCCUGAGUUGGUUGAAGCAGCAGAAUAGGAUGCUAGGUAUUGGGGAAAGUUGUCCUUUAAGAAGAUUAUAAGAAAUUACAAAAGUGUUUUUGUCUCUGGGACUGAUCCCAGAGACAAAUUUUGUUGACAUGUUAAUCUUGAAUUCCAGAAAAGAGAGAUGCUGUUUAAUGGCCAGAAGCCAGUUGUUGAGGCCAGACCUAUGGAGAUCCCCAAAUGUUUUUCAGAAUACAUGGAAACGAUGUAACUGAUCUUGUUUUACUACACCUUGUCAGGCUUGAGUAGCUCUAAUCUAGACCUCAGGUUCAGUUAAAAUGGAGAGGAAAAUACAGUUCUGUUUAUUUUCUCCUUAUAAAAGUAUAUGUGGUGUGCAUUUAGUGUAAAAGUAUGGAGGGGACAGUAAUGUUGCAGUCUUGUCAUCUGGACUUAAACUCACUGGUAUGAUUUCCUUUGUUAGAAUUGGAUUUAUAUUGUUAGAUCAUUUAUUCAUUCGUUCAUUGAGUCCCUGUCAUGGGCAAGAAAGAAGACAAGCUUUUGGGAUGGAAGUGGGGGUUAAAGGAAUAGAGCUGAUGUCCUGAGUUGGUUGAAGCAGCAGAAUAGGAUGCUAGGUAUUAGGGGGAAAGUUGUCCUUUAAGAAGAUUAUAAGAAAUUACAAAAGUGUUUUUGUCUCUGGGACUGAUCUGGAGAGAAAUGUUUGCACUGCAGAGACCCAGUAACAAGGAAAGGCAGGGGUAGGGAGGAGCUUAGAAAGAGAAGGGCUUCAGAGGCAAGGAUAGAGGGUAGCUUACAGCAGAGAUGGGCAUUUUUGGAGCAAAAGAAGCGGUUGUUUGAGUUGUAUAUCCUUCAACGUAACAUGAUGUUACUGGGAGAAGCAUUCAGUACAGUUUUACUUACAAUGUUUCACUUAAUAUUAUGUUGUUUUCCAUGUUAUUUCCAUGUUAUAAAUAGCCUUGAAAAUGUGAAAUAAAUCCAUAGCAUUCCAUUGAA
Bubalus bubalis (water buffalo) is the source of this 3444-nucleotide messenger RNA. RefSeq names its product UTP6 small subunit processome component (gene UTP6). The transcript is spliced from 19 exons. Lineage: Eukaryota; Metazoa; Chordata; Mammalia; Artiodactyla; Bovidae. Gene Ontology annotation, biological process: maturation of SSU-rRNA from tricistronic rRNA transcript (SSU-rRNA, 5.8S rRNA, LSU-rRNA). The record is from RefSeq and is a predicted model, not a curated record. Bases 92 to 1891 code for a protein of 599 amino acids. Gene Ontology annotation, molecular function: protein binding; snoRNA binding. Gene Ontology annotation, cellular component: small-subunit processome; Pwp2p-containing subcomplex of 90S preribosome.